This is a messenger RNA of Coturnix japonica (Japanese quail), 3136 nucleotides long. Lineage: Eukaryota; Metazoa; Chordata; Aves; Galliformes; Phasianidae. The record is from RefSeq and is a predicted model, not a curated record.
UCACCCCGCCCUGCCCCGCCUCCGCCCGGCCCAGGGGGUGCCGCCAUGGCUGCCAUAUUGGGGAGGAAGUGAGAGCGGGACGCGGCGGACGCGGCCGGGAAGGAGCUCUGUUCUUUUCCUUCCUGCUCGGGCUGACUCGGGUCUCCCGGUGGCGGCACGGCGGCUGGUGGAGCCCCGGAGCGGAGCAGGUCAGCGGAGAAGCUGAGCGCCCCGCGGGCGGCGGAGGCGGCGGCCUAAGAUGGCGGACCCCGCCGAGUGCAGCAUCAAAGUGAUGUGCCGCUUCCGACCCCUCAACGAGUCCGAGGUGACCCGAGGCGACAAGUACGUCGCCAAGUUCCAGGGCGAGGACACCGUCGUCAUCGCGUCCAAGCCAUAUAUAUUUGACCGUGUAUUCCAGUCAAACACAUCCCAGGAGCAAGUAUACAAUGACUGUGCUAAAAAGAUUGUCAAAGAUGUACUUGAGGGAUACAAUGGUACAAUAUUUGCUUACGGGCAGACAUCAUCUGGAAAGACGCACACUAUGGAAGGGAAGCUUCACGACCCAGAUGGAAUGGGAAUUAUUCCAAGAAUAGUACAAGAUAUCUUUAAUUAUAUUUACUCUAUGGAUGAGAAUCUUGAGUUUCAUAUUAAGGUGUCGUAUUUUGAAAUAUACUUGGAUAAAAUAAGGGACCUUUUGGAUGUUUCAAAGACCAAUCUUUCUGUUCAUGAAGACAAAAAUAGAGUUCCCUAUGUAAAGGGUUGCACAGAACGUUUUGUAUGUAGUCCGGAAGAAGUCAUGGAUACUAUAGAUGAAGGAAAAUCAAACAGACAUGUAGCAGUUACAAAUAUGAAUGAACACAGCUCUAGAAGUCACAGUAUCUUCCUUAUUAAUGUAAAGCAAGAGAAUACUCAAACAGAACAGAAACUAAGUGGAAAACUCUAUCUUGUGGACUUGGCAGGGAGCGAAAAGGUUAGCAAAACUGGGGCGGAAGGUGCUGUGCUGGAUGAGGCUAAGAACAUCAACAAGUCUUUAUCUGCUCUUGGAAAUGUCAUCUCAGCUUUGGCUGAAAGCAGUACCUAUGUUCCAUAUCGUGAUAGUAAAAUGACCAGAAUCCUUCAAGAUUCACUAGGGGGUAACUGUAGAACCACUAUUGUUAUUUGCUGUUCUCCAUCUUCAUACAACGAAUCUGAAACUAAAUCUACUCUUCUGUUUGGCCAAAGAGCAAAGACCAUUAAGAACACAGUCUGUGUCAAUGUUGAGCUCACUGCAGAACAGUGGAAGAAAAAGUAUGAGAAAGAAAAAGAGAAAAACAAGACACUGCGUAACACCAUACAGUGGCUGGAAAAUGAACUCAACAGAUGGCGGAAUGGGGAGACUGUGCCUGUUGACGAGCAGUUUGACAAGGAGAAGGCCAACUUAGAAGCUUUUGCGGUGGACAAGGAUAUUACCGUUAUUAAUGAUAAACCAGCUACUACGAUUGGAGUAACUGGCAAUUUCACUGAUGCCGAGAGAAGAAAAUGUGAGGAAGAAAUUGCCAAAUUAUACAAACAACUGGAUGACAAGGACGAAGAAAUCAAUCAGCAGAGCCAGCUGGUAGAAAAGCUGAAACAACAGAUGUUGGAUCAGGAAGAACUUCUAGCAUCAACUAGACGGGACCAAGACAAUCUGCAAGCUGAGUUGAAUCGCCUUCAGGCUGAAAAUGAUGCUUCUAAAGAGGAAGUGAAAGAAGUGCUGCAAGCUCUUGAAGAGUUAGCUGUCAAUUAUGAUCAGAAGUCUCAGGAAGUAGAAGAUAAGGCGAAGGAGUAUGAACUGCUUAGUGAUGAACUCAAUCAAAAAUCGGUUACUUUAGCUAGUAUAGAUGCAGAGCUUCAAAAGCUUAAAGAAAUGACUAACCAUCAGAAGAAACGAGCAACGGAGAUGAUGGCCUCCUUACUAAAAGAUCUUGCAGAAAUAGGAAUUGCAGUAGGAAAUAAUGAUGUCAAGCAGCCGGAGGGAACUGGCAUGAUAGAUGAAGAAUUCACAGUCGCAAGGCUGUACAUUAGCAAAAUGAAAUCAGAAGUAAAAACAAUGGUAAAACGAUGCAAACAGUUGGAAGGCACACAGGCUGAAAGCAAUAAGAAAAUGGAAGAAAAUGAGAAGGAGUUGGCUGCCUGUCAACUCCGUAUCUCUCAGCAUGAAGCCAAGAUAAAGUCACUGACUGAAUAUCUUCAGAACGUGGAACAGAAAAAGAGACAACUGGAGGAGUCUGUGGAUUCUCUUAAUGAAGAGCUAGUUCAAUUGCGAGCGCAAGAAAAAGUCCAUGAAAUGGAGAAAGAGCACUUAAAUAAGGUUCAAACUGCAAAUGAAGUCAAGCAAGCUGUGGAACAGCAGAUUCAGAGCCAUCGUGAGACACAUCAGAAACAGAUCAGUAGCCUACGAGAUGAAGUUGACGCAAAGGAGAAACUUAUCACUGAACUCCAAGACCAAAAUCAGAAGAUGAUGCUUGAACAAGAACGUCUUAGAGUUGAGCAUGAGAAGUUGAAAGCAACUGAUCAGGAGAAAAGUAGAAAACUCCAUGAGCUUACGGUUAUGCAGGACAGACGGGAGCAAGCAAGGCAAGAUUUAAAGGGCUUGGAAGAGACUGUGGCUAGAGAACUCCAGACUCUCCAUAACCUACGCAAGCUGUUUGUUCAAGAUCUGGCUACUAGAGUGAAAAAGAGUGCUGAGAUAGACUCAGAUGAUACAGGAGGCAGUGCUGCACAAAAGCAGAAGAUUUCUUUUCUUGAGAAUAAUCUUGAACAGCUUACAAAGGUUCACAAGCAGUUGGUACGUGAUAAUGCAGAUCUUCGUUGUGAGCUUCCUAAGCUGGAAAAACGACUUAGAGCUACGGCAGAGAGAGUUAAAGCUUUGGAGUCUGCAUUGAAGGAAGCCAAAGAGAACGCAUCUCGUGAUCGCAAACGGUAUCAGCAGGAGGUAGACCGUAUAAAGGAAGCUGUAAGAUCCAAAAAUAUGGCCAGACGAGGACAUUCUGCACAGAUUGCUAAGCCCAUCCGUCCUGGCCAACAUCCAGCAGCUUCUCCAACUCAUCCAAGUGCAAUUCGUGGGGGAGGUGCAUUCACUCAGAACAGCCAGCCAGUUGCACUGCGCGGAGGUGGAGGACGGCAGGAUAAAGUGUAA